UUCUCUCUCUCUCUCUCUCUCUCUCUCUCUCUCUCUCUCUCUCUUCUGUCACUCACUCUCUCUCUCUCUCUCUCUCUUUCCCUCCCAUCCUCGUUGAUCCCCCUCCCGUUCCCGGUCCUCAUAUAUAUCCAGCUUUUUUUUUUAGUCUCUCUCGCGAGCCGUGCGGCAUUCGCGCGAGGGUGACCGACCUCGUCGCGUCGGGUUUAGUGGAAGUUAUGUUGCCGCGCGACGACCCGCCGCCUCGUGACGUUCUGUGUGCAUCUUAAAUUCGACCGGGUUAACUGCCGGGCGAAGGGUCGCGCACCGCGACGACGACCGCCGCCGAGGGGUGGAAGGAAGGCAAGAGGGAGGGAGGGCGGUGCGGCGAUGCAACGCCGUGCGGGGAUGAACGUGCUAGCUGCGUGCUGCCGUCGCCCUGGCGCGAGGAGACGUUAAGGGGAUGGCGACGUAACGUAGCGGCGGAUUACUAGCCGGCUCGAGAUGAACACGAACGGAAACGCGGUCGCGCAGGAAGAUGGUGCCGGUACCGAUUACGGCGGUAACGAGGAGACGGCGGCGCUGCUCGGCAGGCCGCCGCCGCCGCCGGUCGUGGUGGCCGCGGCGUCUCAGGGCAAGCCGGUGCUGACGCGGCAGGAUCGAGCAACCUUUCUGGUCGCCUCGCCGCAACUGUCCGUGUCCGGACUCGGCGGCUCCGAGGAGAGCGGCACCAACGAGGAUCCGGCGACCAGAUCGGUACCGGACAUCGAACUUCACUGCCGGCUCGACGGCGAGCCGCAGCCGUCGCCGCCGCCUCCGCCGCAGAUUCAGCAACCGCCGCAGCAACAGUCGCAGCUGCAAGCGCAGCCGACGUCCUACAGUACUCGCUCCUCCAGGCAAUCGCAUCAGUAUAGAUGUAGAUGCGACCGAAGGGACUCCCUCGCGCCCACCUCUGCCCUUCACUUGGCCCGCAGUGUCUCCAGGGAAAGCGUGAAGAGCGGCCACCAUUGCUGCCCAUGUCAGGCGCCGCCGCCGCCGGUGCUGGUCACCACGUCGCCCAACGCGCGCAUAAUACGGCAGAGCUCGCAGCCGGAGGCGUCCGCGUGCUGUUGCUCCGGCUGUUGCUGCCCGCUGCACUCCGGAGCGGCACCGAGCGCCGCCUCGUUGCGGCAGCUACGCGAGCCGGGUGACGGGAUAGCCGGCAUCGCCGCGGACUCGCUGCGGAUCAAUGGCGGGAUACGACAAUUCCGACAGCUGCGGAAGCCAGUGUCGACUCUCUCGAUCCCGGGGGCGAUGAAGAACAGCGGCGGGGUGGCCGGCGGAGGCGGCGCGGGGGGUGCGGCUGGGGUAGCCGCCGGAUGCGGUAGCGCCGGGGGUGCCGGUGCCGGCGAGGACGCCGGCAUUGCCCUCGUGGGUGUCCACACCGAGUAUCCCCGUUACAUGGACGAGCGCAUGCUGGCCGGCGGCGGCGGCUCCCUCAAGGGCCAGUCCGGCGGCGGCAGCAUCGGGCCCGGUUCCAAGCACAAGCCCAACGUCGGCUACCGGCUGGGCAGACGAAAGGCCCUGUUCGAGAAGCGCAAGCGCAUCAGCGACUACGCCCUCGUGAUGGGCAUGUUCGGCAUCAUCGUCAUGGUCAUCGAGAACGAGCUGUCCAGCGCCGGCGUUUACAGCAAGGCCUCGUUUUACUCGACAGCACUGAAAACCCUGAUCUCUGUGUCUACUGUGAUACUGCUUGGCCUCAUAUUUGCUUACCAUGCCUUAGAAGUUCAGUUGUUCAUGAUCGAUAACUGCGCGGAUGACUGGCGGAUCGCGAUGACCUGGCAGCGGAUCGCACAGAUCUCGGUGGAGCUGGCGAUCUGUGCGAUUCACCCGAUUCCGGGCGAGUACUACUUCCUGUGGACGACCAAGCUGGCAAAUAAGAACGGCGACAUCGGCUCCAAGUGGGUGCCGUACGACGUCACCCUCUCGUUGCCCAUGUUCCUCAGGCUCUACCUCAUCUGUCGCGUGAUGCUGCUACACUCGAAGCUUUUCACGGACGCGUCGUCGCGUAGCAUAGGGGCCUUGAAUCGCAUCAACUUUAACACCAGGUUCGUCCUCAAGACCCUGAUGACCAUCUGUCCCGGUACGGUGCUGCUGGUCUUCAUGGUCUCCCUGUGGAUCAUCGCUUCAUGGACGUUGCGACAGUGCGAAAGGUUCCACGACGAGGAACACGCAAACCUCCUCAACGCCAUGUGGCUCAUCGCCAUCACUUUCCUGAGCGUCGGCUUCGGCGACAUUGUGCCCAACACAUACUGCGGUCGAGGUAUAGCCGUCUCCACCGGGAUGAUGGGCGCCGGAUGCACCGCUUUACUGGUGGCAGUCGUUUCCAGGAAGCUCGAACUUACGCGGGCGGAGAAGCACGUCCAUAACUUCAUGAUGGAUACGCAAUUGACAAAAAGGUUGAAGAACGCCGCGGCGAAUGUGUUGCGGGAAACGUGGCUGAUCUACAAACACACCCGUUUGGUAAAGCGCGUCAAUCCUGGACGCGUGCGGACCCAUCAGCGGAAAUUCCUCUUAGCUAUAUAUGCACUCAGAAAGGUGAAAAUGGAUCAGCGCAAAUUGAUGGACAACGCCAACACUAUAACGGACAUGGCCAAGACGCAAAACACCGUUUACGAGAUCGUCUCGGACAUGAGUACGCGGCAGGACGCGGUGGAAGAGCGUUUAGUGGGUCUGGAGGACCGUCUGGUCGGCCUAGAGGAGAAGCUGACCACGUUGCAGGGUCAGCUGGAGCUGUUGCCGGAAGAGCUGACCCGCUGUCUGGCCCAGCACGCGGAGCGGAUGGAACAGCGCCGUAAUUUCCUCCAUCCGGAUACCGCGGUAGCCAUGGCCGCAGCUUCCGGUGGCGGAGGUGGGGGAGGCAUCUCGUCGGGCACGAGCUUGGGCGUUUCCGGCGGCGGCAGUGCAUCCGUUGCCGCGCACCACCCUCUCGCGAGCCUCUCCAACUCCCCCCUCCUGCCGCACUCGCGUAGCGUGCCCAGCGCGCCCAGCACUAUGUCCCUGCACCCGUGGCCGGUCAGUCCGGUCCUACCGCCCGUCUCCAGCCGGACGCCGCAUCUGGUGCCAGAGACCGGCAGGCAUCAUGGCCUCAGUCACUCCGCCACGGUGACCACCACGACCUCGCAGUCGGCUACCAGACUCACCUCUCAGGCCGGCAUGGGCGGGUUAGGUAACAGCCAAGGCUCGGACACGUCGGCGCACAGCUGAGUCUCGUCUCUGCAGCCGCAGCACUCGUACUAAAAGGCCCGAGACGCCGGUUUCCGCGUAAUCGCAAAACGCGGCCGUGCCGAUACUAACGGUGAUCAUCGAUAUAUUAUAUCGUCGACAUAUAGUACUGCCGGAGUAUAUGAAAUUGUACGCUACGGUCGUACGUAGGUCGGCCGGAGGUUCGCACAAACAAAUAUGAAAGGAUUCCCGUCUAGAGCGAUGUCUCCUCAUCUCUACGUUGGCUUGCGUCUGAUGUAAUAAGACAGUAUCCAAUUGUCGUAUCGCGAUGAUUCGUUGGUGUUUCCAUUGAAAAAAACAAACUCUUUGAAUUUAUAAUUUGUUUUUGCGCAGACAUAUAAUUGUUGGACGCCGCGUGGAUUACAAAGAGACGCAGUUCUAAGCGAGAAUGGUGAAGUAGAUUGAUUAAAACACGGCCGUCUGUUUUUCGUGCGAAACUCGUCUAAAGAUGGGCCUUCUUGCGUCCCGCGCGCACCUUUGAGUCUCUCCUCAAGGAUUUAAACUUUUGAUAAAACGCAAUCGAGACGGGAUUCGCAACGGGAUUCGAAUUAGGAAAAUGUGACAUAACGACUGUCUAAACGUUUAUAUGGUGUUAUAUAUGUUUCAUCUUUUUGCCUUCAACAAAUUCCCAAAAUAUUUAAGCGCGAAAGGAAUCUACUUUCUACGUCCAUUCUUCGCCCACUUUCGUUUCAAUUAGCUCGAUUCCUUCUAAUCCUCACGCAAUUCUUAGCUACUCAAUUUUGAUACGAGGACGCAAUUAAAAGGGAUCGGAUUUUUUUUACAACACAAUACAAUCGAGCGUAACCAAGAGAAUUGAAAAAUUGGCAAAUUACAGCAUUUUAUGAACUGAUUGAUCGAUUUUAAAUAGAUGGAUGGAGGAGAGAAACUCUCAAAGUACGCGCGGCUUCUUCCACUAGCUGCGCGCUGCUCCCCUGCCCAACUUGCGUGCCUGAAUAACUGUUUUCUUAAUAAUUAAAUGUACAUUCUCGACAUACACACACAUACUCACAUACAGAAAACUCUCCACCUUGUAUCUCUGUAUACCUUGUGAAGAGAGAGCGAACAGGCAUGACGUGUGUGUAAAGGAAGCGUGUGCGGACAAGGACUAGCCCCGGAGGGUAAACCAAGCUGGCUCUUAAAGCCUUUCGCACGUGGUUAAGGUAAAUCGUCCCUUUUGGGACGGUUCCUUUCCUGGCGGAAGCGCGCUACAAAAGGACUAUUAUAUUCGUACCUCAUACAUAGCACUCAAAGUCUAGGAUCUGACCAAUCUCGAUGCCCGAGGUAAAAUAUAAAAUGAUCCAUAUACAUAUAAUCAUUUGUAUAUGCAUUCUCUGAACAAGAGCGGCUAUAAAGAUGCAUACAACUUGCAAUUUCUAAUAUGUCCGGGCAUAACUGGCAACCCCGAUAUUCUUUCUCGUUUAAGUAAAAUAUAUUACAAGUUAAGGUGCGAAUUCAUGAGACGCUCGUUUCAGCGUUGCAUGUGGUCACGUGACUUCGACUCGACGCUAACCGCGCUAGCGUCAAGAAAAAAGAAGUUGGAUUUUCUCAACUUCAGCGUCAAGCCACAAGUACUAUUGGCCAGUAUUGACGCUAUAAAUUGACUCUUUUCAUGCGUUUUUCACAAUAUAGCGUCAAUUUUAAUGAUAUGACUAUUUUGACGAUAAAAAUAAGCGUCGAGCGUCAGCGUGAAAAGGCACCUUUACGGAUUUUCUUCGUCACUUUUUUCAGAUAUAAAAGAUUCGGGAUCACAAUCAUUAAUGCUAGAUACAUGCGAUUACUCUGAUACUUGUUCUUAGCUAUAUUAUAUUUCAUACAUUCCUCCUCUCUAUUAUUUUUUCGCCAAUUGUAUGUCCGAUUUACACAUUAGUGAAAUGUUAAAUUGACGCAACAACAUUGCAAAAAAUAUUUUUUUUUUCCAUCGGACGGCGCGUAAAAGUACGCUUUAAGGGCCGGCGCAAACACCCGACGGGUGUCCAGGAAAUAACAAAUAGAGAAAGAAUGCAAAGUGAUCUUAUCCGCUUUAACGUCCGUAGGUUACGUAGGAUAUUAUAUUGUUAGGUGUAAUACUCUUGUACUCUCUAUGGCGCACGGGUACAAAAAAGCGGCUACGUUUCUACUAUUAGGGAAAAGGAGGGAAGAGGGGGAGGGCUGGGAAGGGAGUGAAUUUUUUAUAAUGGAACCGCGACCGCGCGAGGAUGGCGCGGCGCGACGCGAGGGUGUGUAGACUUAAUUGAAUGAAUUAAAUGAAUCGACCAGACAAUGGGAAAGUAAUUAUAUAAUUGUCAACGACUUUCCGUUUGGAGGCGUUCAUCAGGCUUUUGUUUAUGCUUAUGAUUAUCGUUUUAAUUAUCGCUUAUAAUUAUUCAAAUACUUCUACAUUAUUAAUUUACGAUCGCUUAUAUACAGGGUGAGUCAUUGGAAAUUGUCUUCUGAGAUAUCUUCAUAAAUAUUGAUUUUAAAUAAAAAGGUUUCAGACAAAAGUUAAAUUAUUUUGAAAGAACUAUAUUUUUUUUGUCGUCUUUUUUUUUAGGUGCAAGCGUCAAGAAGUUUUGAAGGUCAUCUCAAGUUUUUCAAGGUCAUCUCAAAUUUUUCAAGGUCAUUUUAAAGUCUAGUUCUACAGUCAAGGUGUCACAGAUCAUUCAAUUCGUUUUUUAUCUUUUAUAAUUAUAAUUGAUAAAAAAUAGGACUUUCCAUUUGAAAAACUUGAGAGAAUCUUCAAAAUAUUUUUUAACACCUAAAAAAAACUAAGACGAUCAAAAUAUCCUUUCAAAAUAAUUUAAUUUAAUUUUCCUGAUACCGCGCGUGACUCUUUGUGCCAUUUUUUGAUAAAUUUGAUUUUAAUUUUUGUCGUAAGGCUUUUUGUCUAAAAUAUAAAGAUAUUUAUGAAGAUUUAUGAAGAUAUCUUAAAAUACUUAAAUUUCUAGUGACUCAUCCUGUACAUGAAAAAUUAACUUAUUAUUCAAAGAAAAACGCGAGCUAUGUAACUGCAAUUAUCGCUUUUAUCUGUUCAUUUUUGUGCAAUGCUCUUAUCAAAGAAAAAAAAAAAGAAGAAAGGAUUAAAUCAACAGCUAAAAAUCUUAGAUUAUUCAGAUGCUGAACAAAGAAAAGCCUGAUACGCCUGAUACGAAAGCUACAGAGUGUCCCGGGAAGAACCGAAUGCAAAUUUACAAUUAUCCAAUCAAUUAUGAAUGAUCGGUAAAUCCAAAUUCUUCAGAUUUGAAGAAUCUGGAUUUACCGAGACACGCAAUUCGGCUUUUUUCCGAAACACGGUAUAAGAUUUUUGCUGUAUUUCGCAGCCGCACGCGUUUAUUCUUUGCGACGCGAUUUAUUAGUCCCGAAGAUGUUCAAAUCUCGACAUCGGCGUGACUAGGUUUGCUAAAGAGCAAACCAUAAUUGCACACGACGACAACCGAGAUUCUAUCGAGGCUCUACGAGGCGAGCUCGAACGAACCUCGUUCCUUCAGCAGUAAAUUAGAGCUAAAACGUGUUUGCUGUUUCUUCAAUUAGAUUAUAAGAAGGAUUGAAACAAACUUACUACUUGUGAAAUUGAAUUUGUUUUUUCCAAGUUGAGUCCUACAAGGACGGAGGUAUUUGAAAAUUUUUGAAAAACAUUUACGAGAGUGAUUUGAAUCCAAUCGAAUCCAAUUUUCCUUCCAUAUACUUCAUUUAAGACUAUAUAUCUAUAGUUAAUAUUUUAUUUAUUAACAUCUUAUUGUCAGAUUUAAUUGACGUUUAUUAACUGCUGUGAAUUAAUUUCGUGAAAGGGAUGAGGUUCGGUCGUGCCACCUUUAUCCUCGACCGUUCACGAGGAAAAGCUCACGCGGAAAAAGCUCACUCUAACGCGGAUAAAAGCUGGGACCUGGUUUGUCUUGUCCGUCAUCGUUUCAUUUCGAAAGCGUAGUUUCGCGGCUAUUCGCAAUGCGAAACGGGACCAAAACAGACACAAAUUUUCACAAUUUUUCAUACUAUCCUUCUUUCACCUUGUCCUCUUUUUUUCCUUUCUAACUCUCCUUUUUCCCAGUUGGACAGAUUUUUCAUCUAGAUAAGAGAGUUGACUAAGAAAGAUACGACUAAAAGGGUUAAAUAAAACUGUUCGAUGACUUCGAUGGUACUUUGCUAUCUUUUAAUAAAUUGGAAAUUCACUCAGAGAUAAAAGUGAUUUCCUUGUCGAAAAAUUAAAGAAAAAUACUGCUGAUAUAUAAAACACUUACGCGUUUUAUUGCGAGUAAUCUUUUUACUCUUUUAAUAUUUUAUAUUCUCAUAGGUAGAUUUUUUGACAUAUUAAUAUAAUAAGAAAAUUUAUAUAAAGUUUCUUCUUUUUUCACGAAGAAAAUUUUAAUCAUCUAUCCGCUUAUUAGUUUUACGAUGUUCCUGUUUAUCUUUUAUCUAUUUGACAUUGAUUACGUAAAAAACAUCGAAUAAUUUUUUCAAAAGCUUUGUCGUGUCGAUCGAUAUUUUGAUUUCGGAAAACUUUCUAAACAUUUUCCAAAACUUAUCCACGCUGAAUGAAUUUCUAUUCGAAUAGGAAGAUUACCUCGUGUACGUAAAGAUAUAAACUUUUUCAUUUAGUCAGUCUCUUUAUCUGAAUGAAGCUUUCAGUCAAGCUUUCAUCCACCUCUGCUCUUUUUUAUUUCUAAGAAUUGAUUUCCUUUGGAUCCUUCCGACUUUCCUUCCCCCUUUUUUUCUUUUUCUUCCCUCCUGUUUCCCAUUCUCUUGUUCAAGCAUUCCUCUUUCGCUCGCGACUCAAUGCACUGGACACGACAACUCUACGAUAUUUUUAUAUAGAUUUCUUAAAAGUGCAUUAUGAUGCCAGGAAGACCACGCCAAGUAUAAAAACGUAAAAUUAAAACAGUCUCAAUAUCGGAUUCUUAGGUAAUAGACACCGAUUCGAUAAUAUUGUUAGUACAUAAUAGAAAAAAAAGGAAUGUGAGUAAAUAGAUGAUUACCGAACUCUUCGACAUAGUGAAGUUAUACAUGACAUCAUGAUGAAGGGGAGAAAAAACUAUAAUCGAGAAAAAACAUAUAUUUGCUCGCGAACUACACACACACACACAUUAUAUAUAUAUAUAUAUAUAUAUAUAUAUAUAUAUAUAUAUAUAUAUAUAUAUACAUAGUGCACACACAAAUACGACGAAAAUUGAUGAUAAAUUGAUUUCGUGUUAUUGGAUAUAUAUUGAAAUAUUGCAUAAAGUUUCUCUCUCUCUCUCUCUUUCCUCUCUCUCUCUCUCUCUCUCUCUCUCUCUCUCUCUCUCUCUCUCUCUCUCUUUCUGCGUUGAAUUUCAGAGUAAGUAUAUUAAUAAAUUUGCAAUUGACUUUAUUCUUUAUUUUAGUUACUAAAAAGUAAUUAAUUGGAUUUUUUUAAUUAUCUGGAGUUAUAUUUAGAGUUAAAUUUAUGAUGAUUACGUGCUGCAAAUUAAAAUUAAAAUUGGAAUAAUGUUUAUAUAUAAAAGUAAUUAUAUGUCGAUGUAUUUUGUUAAGAAUCUGCAUUUCUUAAAACUUUUUUUUUUUUUUAAUUUCCAACACUUAAAAUUAUUAGAACUGUUAGAAUUAUUUGAGAUAUUCUGUACAAACUUCAUAAUUGUAUCUUUAUCUCUCUAAAUGUAGAGAAGGAAAGGUCGAUUAAAAUUUAUCUUGUAUACUCGAAAUUUGACGCAGACUUGACGAAAUAUCUUAUAUGAGUCUUCGUUCAUCUUUAUAUUUAUCUAUUUAGAAAAAUUCUGAAAUAUUAAAACUUUAAAUAUAUACCAUAUUAGAUUUAAAUCAUAAAAAAUUUGAAUGACUCGAACUUUAGAUCAGUGUAACUUUAAACAAUUUUACGAAAUUGCCGUUCAGAAUGAGAGAGAAUGUUGAUCCAUUUUGGGAAUUUAUACUAAACUACUUUCUCAAAACAUAUGGAAUUCGCGAUUCUUAAAAUUUUGGACUCUUACGUCACUCGUUCCUACAUUCUCAUAACCUUAAAUCUUGACGCUCUGAAAUAUUUUCAACCUCUUAAUUUUAAACUACCAACUUUUCUUUGAUCCCAAGUUUAGUGUGCACUGCCAAGCAGUGAAAAAAUUAAAUAAAAAAUUCUUUCCUUUUCACGCAGUAAUCACGAUAGUUCGUUAACCGGAAUUAAAAAUGAUCAAUAAUUUCUGGCGCGAUGCAGAUCACGCAUUAUUAAUAAGGGCCAAUCGCGAGGCAAUACUUCACACGGAGGACACGGUGAAAAAAAUUCGAAGAUGUCGAAGACCGGAGAGCGGUGAUCGAAUUUAACUCUUUACACACAGUUAAUUAACAGUAAAAAAAAAGAGAAAAUAAAUAAGAUGAAAAGCAGUAAAAAAAAAAGAAGUUAAACGCACGCGAGCGCAGUCUCGGGCGAAUUUAUAUGAGCAUUACGGUUAUUACUAUCUAUUAUAUAUUGGUUUCUGAUUGUUAUUGUUAUGAUUAUUACGAAUUAUAUCGUCACACAAGCGAUGAAUAACAAUAGAGUUUUAACUCUCAGAGAGACACACUUUAAGGAAAUCUUAUACCAAUAUAUUAUAUCUAGCGGGCUCUGUCGCCAUUUAAUUGUUACGUAAAAUGACCAACAACUAAUUAAAAUUAAAAAAGUAUUAUCUAUUAAUCUACAUAGGGUGAGACCUAGCGACCAUGUAUUAAGAAAUCCUUGUUUUUAACGAGCUCUCUUUUCCUCUGUAACUCUCUCUAUCUCUCCCUCCCCUCUUUCUCUCUCUCCCUUUCUCUUUCUCUUUCUCUCCAUUUUGAGAGCAUUGGAAGAACCCACAUAAGACGCAGCGUAACGCGCACUGUUGUUAUACUUAUGCUGUUAAUACCGUCUCAUCAUUGUCGUCACUCUAUACAAUUGCUAGAAACUUGAUUCGUCUCAUUCUUGUUCUAUUCACUUCAUUUGCAUCAGUUUAUCGACUAAUCGGAGAACUAGUUUCUUACAAAUGUGUCUACUUGUUCAACGUUUUUGAACGUUAUCAGGCGCAAAUUCCAUAGGUAAUACAUUGUUGGAAAAUUUGGCUUAAAUUUGACAUAUAUUGUACGUGCCAAAUGGUCCGUACAAAUUUUUGUGUUAAUUUAAUAUGAUAUGGAUACGUUAAAUGGUGGCAUUAACACUAUGUUAAUUCAACACAAAAUAAAUGCAAACUUCAUAGUAAUUUGAAAUAAGUUUUGUGUAAAAUUAACAUUUUUUUAAUGAUAAAAUUAACAUGGAAAAAUUAUUAUUAACGUCAUUCUCACUUCUAUUGUAAAAUAAAAUCAACAUUUUUUUUUUUUAAUUUUAAUAAAUAAAUCCUUUCUAAUCAUACGAAACAUGUUUUGUAAUUUUGUUAUUUUUAUGCUUUUUUCAGUUUUAAUAAUUUAAUUAUGCAUCCAAUUAACAAUUAAUUAUUAAAAGGCAUUAAAUGUUUAACACAAAAAUUUUAAUUGAUUUUUAACAAGAAAACACAAAUUUUCCAACAAUGUACUUUUUAUAUCCAUGAACAUAGAACUAGAAAUUUCUCGAAUAUCUAAAUUUCAUUUUUCGCUCUCUAUAACUCUUUGAGUUAUGAAAUUUUACAGAUUUGAGUCUGUCAAAACCGUUGACUUGUCAAACUCCGAAAUCGGACAAAGCAGGAAAGUGAUCACGAGUGUCAUCAUCAUCAGUGCCGAACAUCGCGCACCGAAUGUAAACACAGACAUUUUUAAACGCAUGCAGGAUAUUAUACGAUCCGUCAUGAUUUUUCCCCAUUAAAAUUCGAUCUUAUAUACCGUAUGCGCGACAUUAUAUAAACGCACCUAUAUAUUUAUAAUCUUUACCAUUGAUAUCGAGCAUUAUAAUCUACUGCGAAAGUUCGCUGUUGCAGUCCCCUGUAUUGUUUGCGCGACAUAUCUAUGAUAUUUUCCCAUCUCCGCAUCAUGCACGAUGAUACUAUCAUCAUUGAUAGUAAUCACGAUCUUGGAACAAAACGGACUAUUAUUAACGAUUAGAAAAAGUUUCCUUCCUACACAGGUUUAGGGCAAUAGGUCUAUUUAUAAAUAUAAAGCAUAUACAUAAAUAUAUAUAUAUACCCAAAGAGAAAAAACCCAUAUACAUAUUCUAACUUGGAUAAAAUAUAUAAUAUCGUGUAAGUUGUUAUUAUUAAUUAUUAGUCUCUCGAUUACUUUACGACGGCGGACAUAGGGCAAGGCACAAAUUAGCAUACAUAUAUAAUUACGUAUAAAAGAAAUAUAUACAGAGAUAAAGUAAAGUAUAUAUACGUAUAUAUCAGUAUAAACUGAAGUACACACAUUCGUUAGAGAAAAAGGAUGAAGGCGCGCACUGUUUAAAAAAGAAAAAAAAAACAAUAAAAAAAAACAAGAGGCAUGCGAGUGCAUCAUCGCGGUAGAAACUCGUAAGGCUUAAAAAAAAAAAAAGGGGUUUUGAUACUAUACGAAGCACACAACUGAGAGAGCGAACUUUUCUUACGUCGAAACUUAACAAUAUUUUUUUAGACUCCGCUAUAAACGAAUCGACUAAAUUAACUUUGCGGCGAACGGAACUUCAAUCGGUUAACGCGUUCCUAUCGACGACUAUAUCCAGAGCCGAUUUCUCCCACCUCCCAUUUUGAUCAACCAUCUGAACCCAUAUGUGGACUAUAUCACGGAUCUACUAAGAUCCUCGUGACUUUAUCCUCCUAGAGAUCCUCAAAACUUCUUGAUAAAGAACUUCGAGAGAAACGUUUAAAGAUUCAGGGAACUCUUAAAUUCUAAUCCUAACAACAUAAAUGUCCGGAGGACAUCCAGAGGACAUCCAGAAGACAUCCUUGAAAUAUGGAAUCCAUCCUCAAGUAUGGAAGAUGUAAAACAUCCUCUGGAUAUCCUCAUCCAGAGGAUAUCCAGAGGAUGUUUUACAUGGUAUGGAGGAUGUAAAAUAUCCUCUGGAUGUCCUCUGGAUGCUUUCUGGACGUACGUGUCAGAGCAGAAUUUUCCAUCUUUGAAAAUCUUGGAGUCUUGAAAUUCUCUGGUUAAAUUUGAAAGACUCAGGACCGUGUCCUUAAAACCUGCGAUUUGCACAACAGGAAGUACAGGAAUGUUCAAUUUUUAAAACUUUGAAUUUAGUGAUGUUAUAAUUUUGAAAUUAUUCCUCGUAGGAUCUCAAAUCCUCGCAAUCCAGAUAUUUAUUAUAUUCAGGGCAUUAUUUUUUUAAAUUUUUCUUCGAAGCUUCAAUACGUUAAUCAUGACGCAAAUCGAUAUCGCGACCAUUCAACAUCCCAAUUAACGAGAAUACUUUAUCCAAAUGAUAUCUUUAAUAUAACAUUAAUAUUAUCUGCCAAUCGAGAUUCCAAAAAAGUACGUGUAAAAAUAAAAUACGCUUAAGCGCAAUCUGGCACGUCUGUUUCUCGCAAAGUUUCACUACAUUUCUGAGAUUUAAACGAAUGUAGACAAAAAAAAAUAAAAGAGAUACUGCCCGCCAAUCCCGGAAAAAACCGCAUUACAUAAAUGUCCCUUUCCGCAAAAAGAAAAGCAUAAUAAUAAUUAUUAUUAUUGUACUUCUUAAAGAAAAUCAAGUCGCGACUGUCUUAAUUUUUUGUAUAGAUAUUUUUUUCUUUUUUUCCAAUGUAUUUACUUCUCGAUCAUCGAACGUUUCGUUUACAUUCACGAAUGUUGAUGUGUCAUCAACGAGACUCUUCAGACUCCGAUCGGUCUCCUUUAUCAAACUCGUAUUCAAUACUUGUUGAAAAUCAGCGAUUCACGAAGCGAUCAUCCUAUAUAGGGAUGUGAGGGAUCCUCCCGAAAGAGAUUCCUUACUACGCUGCAUCUUUUGUGUAUCCUUUCGAUAUCGAGCCGGCUGGCGAACAGGCCGAGCUCAUGAGAAAGUAACACACAGGGUGUCGUGUUAAUAUUUUAGAUCUCGUUGUUCGAGGAUUAUAGAUAAGCGCGAUGUGUGCGAUUGAAAGAUUGUUCUCAUUAUAGUUAUAAUUAUAUAUAUAAUUACAUUUACGCACGUCACAUAUACAGAGUGCUUUAAAUUUGCUAGCGAGUCCGUCUUCAUCUACGAGUUCUCUGAUCAACUUUUUGAAGUUGUAAAUGAAACGGAACUUGGACGGAGUCUCAGACAUUCUGUAUUUGAUGGAACUAUAGCUGCGCAAUUAAUUAAUAAGAAGAAGAAAAAAAAAACAAUCUUUAAUUUAAAAUUCAACUUUGCAGAAACUUUUGCAUCCUUAAAAGUUUAUUAAUUUAGGAAUCUAAAAAGUUAUUUUAGAAUCUGUCUCAAAGUUCUUGCGUAAUUUGAAAUUUUCUUAAAAUUGCAAUUGAUUAGAAAUAUAGACUUUGAGUCCACGAAAUAUUAAGUAAUCAUCUGGAAUUGUGUAUUCUUAGAUCCUUUGGGCUCUCUCUGAAUUAGACAUAAACAUUAGAACUUGCGAGCUUUUUAAAUUUGGAAAAAUAAUCAGUUUCUAAAUCUCUUUAUGUAAUUUAAUUAGAUAGUUUCUUAAGUAUAAUAUAUAAUUAUAACUAUCCUCACACAGCAUAUACAUGUCAGUGUGAGAUGUAACAAUGUCGAUUGUUGAAGAACAGUCAGGCAUUUCUGUGAUUCCUAGACUUGAACGAUAUAUAAUGAUGACGCUGAGGUUCUCGCUUUUAACAAAGAUUCACGCGGACGAUAGCGCUUUGCGUUUUAAAAGCUCGUCAAAGAAAGAAAAGAAGAAGUGAAUCUCUUGUCAAAAAAAAAAUUAUUUUCCAUCACUAGCCAUUCGCGAGUUUGUGCCAAUCUUCCCGUGGGACUCGACUCUUUCUGAUAUUGAUUAGAAAGCAGUUGAUAUACAAUUACUAUUCAUACGAAAUAUUUAUACAUAAGAAAGUACUAACACUCUGCUCGAAAAUUUCGCAUUGAUUAUUUCGCUAUUUUAACGAAUUAAAUAUUACUAUUUUAUUUUUUUUUAAUCGCUUACAUAUAAUCUUUAAGAGCUCUUUAUUCAUAAAAUUAACUUAAAAUGUAUAAUUUUCUCUCGUGAAUUAUACAUAAAUGGCGGCAUAUAAAUGAUGGCACACAAAUCUCUGCGUUAGAGAAAAAUUUAAUAAAUAUUUCAAAAAAGGAAUCAGCAAUUAAUAUAAUUAGCGUCAACACGGAGAGCGCAUUAUCAUGAUUAAUAGUUUAAUAUGAAGGGAGAGAGACGCUAUCGUCCGCGUCGCUUUAAUUUAAAAGAACAAAUCCUACGCAACGAAUCUUGAAAGUAGUCAAUAUCUAAUCAAUUCUGAGAAUAGGAUCAAUUUAGGGGAUAAUUAAAUGGAAGAAGAAGGAAGAGCAGGGAAGCACACAUGACCCCAGUAAGUUUAUAAUAAACGGGAGAAUAUUUCGAAGAGGAACGGAGAACGAUAAGUAUCUUCCAUUAUUAGACUCGACAUCAACAGUGAUUAAGAGCGUCGCAACGAGUAAUUGCCAGUAAUUGUGGGAUGCGAAUUGUGCGUCAAGUAUGUACAUACGUCACGUGUAUUUAACUAUAAUAGCGGCGACAGAAACGUAGCGCAUAUUUUUAAAGGAGAGAAAAUAUACGAAUGCCAUGGCACUAAGCGAUUCAAAUUGCGAUCCUGCGUUAAAAAUAAGGCCCGGUCGAGAGAUACUCUUUGGAAACUACUAGUGUAAUUACGAAGCUGAUCGAUCACCAUUUAACGAACGGGACAGAACGCGCGUAUAUAACUAUUAUGAUGUCUAUGAACCAACGCGUUUUCAUGCCGAAAACAAAUAAAUUUGCAAGUCGGAAGGA
Molecule: messenger RNA, 14945 nt
Organism: Cataglyphis hispanica
Lineage: Eukaryota; Metazoa; Arthropoda; Insecta; Hymenoptera; Formicidae
Gene: SK
Product: small conductance calcium-activated potassium channel protein
Exons: 11
Coding region: 481-3222 (913 amino acids)
Biological process (GO): potassium ion transmembrane transport
Cellular component (GO): plasma membrane; neuron projection; neuronal cell body
Molecular function (GO): calmodulin binding; small conductance calcium-activated potassium channel activity
Source: RefSeq, a predicted model, not a curated record